Suillus subalutaceus is the source of this 1533-nucleotide messenger RNA. RefSeq lists its product as uncharacterized. Lineage: Eukaryota; Fungi; Basidiomycota; Agaricomycetes; Boletales; Suillaceae. Bases 1 to 1533 code for a protein of 510 amino acids. The record is from RefSeq and is a predicted model, not a curated record. The transcript has 6 exons.
AUGGAAGAUCCUGAGUCGCCCAAGGCUCCUGGUUUGGGAAAUUCAUUCCUUGACACCACGCCUCCAGACAACAGCGCUGGCCUCACUCUGACAACCAUCCCUAGCGUUGGUGACACGUCUCUUGCUUCUCUUGAGUCUGAACCGGCCAGCCCUAAACAAUACGACCCGCCGGUCAUGCGUGUUCUGGUGCUACUUCGCUCUGAAGACCUGCUUCUUACAGUUCACCAAGCCAAUAAUGACCUUAACCAAUCCGCUGAACUGUUCUAUAACUUGCCAUCUUCAUCUUUGGAGUCUCUGUCUGGAGAAUUGGGAGCUGUUAACCGUGCAUCAGUUUCCUCUAAUCGUUGCCUCGCUAAAAUGACUUCUAUGGCUGUAGACUCCCCUUUUUCCACCGAUACCACAAGGGUUGGCUCGCUUCCAGCAGCCCAUCAAGUGUCUUCACACCCAGGGAACCCUGCAGAGGCCGUUCUAGAUGGACAUUUGCCAACAUCCCUACCUAUGAAGAAUGAGGCUCCAGCUACGCCUACCCUGCAAGAUCGUGCGUUCACCCCAUACUAUUUCCCAUCUUCAACGAAUCAACAAGUCCCAGUGCUACGCAUCCCAGGAUCCCCUCCAUCAGACGUCACCUCAACUGACUCAUCCCAUUACCAUGUUCCUCCUCCCAGCACCUCUUCCAGCUUGGAAGAUGGCUUCUUUCUUACAGACUCUAGCGACUACGGCACUGAGUGCUCAGACUACACGUCUGACGAAGAUGAUCCAAUGGACGACUAUGCGCUCCCUACGGCACCCCCCAUUCCACACGAAACCUUAGGCGACUUCCUUAUCGCCAAGGAUAAGAAGGGCCCAAGUACAAAUGCAAUGCCUUCUUUUAUCCACGUCCUUACUUUCGACGCUACCACCCAUUCGAUGAUUGCUGACCCUCCUAGCUAUGACACCGCCAUCAGUUCACCGUAUCGCGGAGUGCACUUAGCUGCCUCUAUCGUUACUGAAACCUCGGAACACACUGUUCGCGAGGUUAGUAAGGAAAAAUCGAGGUACCUAGCUAAUCGUCCACCAGCCAUCUAUCACUAUAAUCACGCCGACUACCCAUCACAUGUUGUAACGCGGACCGACACGACUUGGAGCCGCUAUUUCGCGUGGAGACGUAUUUGUCGUCUUCACACCGAUCUCCUCAAACAAGUCCAAUCGGCACUAACUACUGAACAGGCUAAAGAUUGUAACGACCAUGACUUAUGUAUCAUCCUCAUCGAGCGCAACCAUGCGCUCCCUGCUUGGGUAAACCGUGCUGCUUUCCUUAUGCAGCAUGCUCCAUUCUGCAAUCCUUUUCUCACACGUCACGAGGCCACCUUUUUGCAUUUGGCUUCUAGCUACCUUCAUUUUUACGGUUAUGGAGACGCGACUCGUGCUAUUGACCAUGUUUUACAGCUGACUGUUCCCGACGAGGACGUGGUCAACAUCCUUCUUCAAGAAUUAUUACUCGACACCUCUACAGCACUCGGAUUAAGUCCGACGAAUCGAUCGGGAAACUCUUAG